AUGGUUCACAACUUGAAGGAUAAUGUGGUUUUUCCUUUGGUCAAUGUUUAUGGCCUGAUUAAGACUGAGGAGAAAGCGAAGGUGUGGAAAGCCAUUACUGACAAGAUUGGCUCCCUCACCAAUGAUAGAGUCAUGGUAGCAGGGGAUUUUAAUGCUUUGCUAGAUCUGGAGGAAAAGAGAGGUGGUUUGAGAAUGGCCAACAAAGUCAUGGAGUAUUUCAGGGAAUUUGUGAUGACGAAUCAUUUGUUUGAUGUCAUUCCAAAGAAUGGAAGAUAUACUUGGACUAAUAGGAGAGAGAAUUUUGCAAGAAUAUUGGAGAGGUUGGAUAGAUUCCUAGUAGGGCCCUUUUGGUUGGAUUCUGCUAUCAACCUAGAUUCUUGUAUUCUCCCAAUAACAUUGUCAGAUCAUUUCCCAGUUCAAUUAAGCAUUCAGGAAGCCAAUAAGAUUUUUAGAGGGAGUUUUAGGUUUCAGGGUAUGUGGUGGAAAGAUAAGGAUUUUUUGCCAAAUGUGGAAACUUGGUGGAAAGAAAGCGACAUUCUCUCAGGCACCCCGAGUUUUUUCAUUGUUAAAAGAUUGGAGAUAGUUAAGAAGAAAAUUAAAGAGUGGAACAAGUUCUCUUUCAAGAAUAUUUUUGCAAAAAAGAACAAAGUGGAAGCAGAGCUGGAUAACCUAAAUAAAAUUGUUAUCACAGCAGGGAUGUCCAACGAUGAAUUUGCCAGAGAGAAGCAACUUAAAAGCGAAUUGUCGGAAAUCUUGCUCAGAGAGGAAGUCUUUUGGUGGGACAAUUCGAGAGAGUGUUGGAUCAAAGAAGGGGAUUUGAACACAAAAAAUUUCCAUGCUUCUGUAAAGGCCAAAAGAGCUAACAACCGAAUUAGCCAUAUUUAG
This is a messenger RNA of Cryptomeria japonica (Japanese cedar), 885 nucleotides long. RefSeq lists its product as uncharacterized. Bases 1 to 885 code for a protein of 294 amino acids. The record is from RefSeq and is a predicted model, not a curated record. Lineage: Eukaryota; Viridiplantae; Streptophyta; Pinopsida; Cupressales; Cupressaceae. The transcript has a single exon.